AUGGUGGGGCUUUGGCCAUUUAUGCAGAGAGCGAUUCGAAAUCGAUUGUGUUCUUGGAUACGCAAAAUCGGCAAGGGAUAUAUUUUGCUAGGAACAGCAACUACUGAUGUUGAAGAUAUGCCUGAGAUCCUCGAAAUUCAGGAUAUUCUGGUUAUGCCAUUGGAGUAUGAAGCGGCUUUAAGGGCCAUAAAAAAACAUAAGAAGAAAACUGGGGUUAUCGGAAGGAAGAAAAGAAGACUUUCGCAAAUGGCAAAGAGAAAACACGAAGAACUCGCUGUUUUGGGUGAGCAUUUCAAUGUUUUACAGGGAGCAGACUUUGCAGACAAAGUGUCAUCAUCCGAAGAUGAUGAAGAUGAUUAUGAGGAGGAGAACAUGAAGGAUAAGGGUAAAGAAAAGAUAGCAAGCUCUGGAAGUGAAGGAAAUAUUGAUAAUGUGCUUGCAGGAACAAACCAUAAUAAGGAACAGUCUGAGAGAAGAGUUGGCAAAGAUCCAAAAACCGAAAAGUGCAAAUUCUGGUUUGGGACGGAGUCCGUGGAAAAAGCUGAACAGAGAUGCCGACCUCUAGUUGGACAACAGGACGAAAAAGCGGUUGCAAACGAUUUGUGCGGAUAUUCAGAUACGUUUUCAAGCCAAAAGGACAGUGAUAUGGAAACAUUGCGGGAGACUGAACCACUGCUGAGUAUCAAGUCCAAGAAAACAAAACGAAACUCUCGAAAAGGAAAGAAAAGACUCAGGAAAGCAAUGAAAGACGAGCAGAGAAGGAUUGAAAGGAAAUUCUGCAAGGAGACCAGGCGAAUAUUCAAACAGGGUGGCUUUUACCUGAGUUGGGAAGCCGAUAUAUGGAGGGGAAAUUUAAAAAUAGAUGAAUGCACCGGUCGUCUUUGCACAGAAGAGAAAAAUGCACCCUUAGACCAUAAGGAGCCUGAAUUUUUGUGGAAUAAACAUCUAUUAGAGCCAUUUAAGGAGCUGGAAAAACCAGAAUGCAACCCCAGAAUAGUCGCAAAAGUUGUGCGGGGGUUUGUCGGUGCCGUAAACAUGAGAAUGAUGGAUAAUAAGCAGAAAGAGCGACUUGGAAAGAUGAUAUUAGUGUCUAGGAGAAGCGCAAAGCGGAAUGGAAUGAGAUAUUUGAGACGGGGCAUCGAUGAUAAAGGCCACGUGGCUAACUUCGUCGAAACAACGCAGAUAGUUGCACUAAUGGACGAUAAAAGCACACAUAUACACCAGGGGGCGCAUUGGAGCUGGUUUUCGUAUAAAAUAUUGCGAGGAUCAAUCCCUGUUUUCUUCUAUCAGGAUCCUUCCAAGCUGCAACCGCGGCCAGAGGUGCAGAGAAGUAUAUCUGAGAAUCGGGAAAAGUUCAAGCGGCACUUUGAGCAUUUGCGAGACAUUUAUGGAGAGGAAAGUGCGAUCACAUGCAUUUCGCUUGUUGAUAAAAGCGGAAAAGAGCGGGAGGUGGGAAGGUUGUACGAGAAAUUGGCACAGGAGCAAAAUAUACCAUUUGUGUGGUUUGAUUUCCACAAGGAGUGUGCAGGGUUGCAAUUUGGCAAUGUUGCCAGGUUGUACGAGGAUGACACCGUUAAAAGCACUGCAGAGAGACAGAAGUACCUUUCAAGUGUCGGAGAUACCCAGAAUGGAAUGUUUCGGAUAAAUUGCAUCGACUGCCUCGAUCGCACAAAUAUAGUUGUGAAGAGCAUUUGCGAAAGAGUGCUGAAAAAGCAGCUUUGCGACCAGAAACUGGAGUUUACUGAAGCACAAAGUUUCCGGCAUCGGUACUUGGGCAUUUGGGCCAACCAAGGAGACUAUUUGAGCUCCCAGUAUGCAUCAACAAAUGCCAUGAAAGGCGAUUUCACUCGAAGUGAGAAACGCAGAUACACCGGAGUGGUGAAUGACGGAAUAAUUUCGCUUGUCAGGUUUUAUCACGGCUUUGUAACAGAUUACUACACUCAGGUGGUGAUUGAUUUCCUUUUGGGAAACGAGCAGAGCGAUGUGUUUGAGAGAUAUGACUCGGUGCUUGACAACUUUGAUCCCAAUGCUGAACGAGAAAAGGAACUUGUUCAGACUCUGCGGGCUGAAAAAAUCGCAAAAAGUGUCAGCAACAUGUACUCUGAAGAAAUAAUAGGCGUCUGGUGGAUCUUGGUCAACAAGAAGGACAUGGAUCCGUUUGCUUUGGGAGAAGGAUUGCUUGUAUUGACAAGUCGGAGUGCGAUUAUCGACUGCCCCAAAGUAUCUGGAGACGAAUUUGGAAGUAGUAUGGUUGCAGAGCACCAGAUAUGGGAAAUUCCUCUUGAAGAUGUGCGUCUUGUCAAAUACGGAUCAUACUACAUGGACGUUCGCAGCAGACAUGCAAGAAGACCAAGCAGAAAUAUGGGAUGCGAGCUAGUAUGGGGCCCAAGUAGAAAACCCAGCAGGUUAAGGCUAAGGUUUCCUUCUGGCUGGAGGAAAAACAGAAAGAAAAGCAUGCUAAAACUCCUGAUGAAGGUUUUCUUCAAUUCCUCGUUUAUCCAUUGCGACAUUGUCGACUUGCAGAGCGCACAGAAACACACUGCAGUUUGGGACUUAAUUUCUUACAGGCUUCGGAGGCUUAUUUGGGGAUAA
This is a messenger RNA of Brettanomyces bruxellensis, 2592 nucleotides long. RefSeq lists its product as uncharacterized. Gene Ontology annotation, biological process: phosphatidylinositol dephosphorylation. The transcript has a single exon. The coding region runs from base 1 to 2592 and encodes 863 amino acids. Gene Ontology annotation, cellular component: endoplasmic reticulum. Gene Ontology annotation, molecular function: phosphatidylinositol-4-phosphate phosphatase activity. The record is from RefSeq and is a predicted model, not a curated record. Lineage: Eukaryota; Fungi; Ascomycota; Pichiomycetes; Pichiales; Pichiaceae.